Molecule: messenger RNA, 484 nt
Organism: Humulus lupulus (European hop)
Lineage: Eukaryota; Viridiplantae; Streptophyta; Magnoliopsida; Rosales; Cannabaceae
Product: blue copper protein 1a-like
Exons: 2
Coding region: 1-468 (155 amino acids)
Cellular component (GO): plasma membrane
Molecular function (GO): electron transfer activity
Source: RefSeq, a predicted model, not a curated record
AUGGCUUUUUCUAGUAGAUUUUUCAAUCUAAUCGUUCUUGUGGCAAUUUUUCUUCCAACCAUUGCUAUUGCAACUGAUUAUGUAGUUGGAGACGACAAAGGUUGGACCAAUAAUGGUGUUGAUUAUGAAGCAUGGGCCAAAGAUAAAGAUUUCAAAGUUGGUGAUGCUUUAGUGUUCAACUACAAGCCUCCUAGUCACAAUGUGUACAAAGUGGACGGUGCUGGCUUCACGAGCUGCAAUACCACGUCGCAAAACGGCGAACCGCUGACGAGCGGGAACGACCGAGUGGAGCUCCAAGCCGCCGGUAACAAAUGGUACAUUUGUGGGAAAGAAGGCCACUGCGGCAGUGGCCAGAAGCUUAAAAUUUCAGUCAAGGAUAGCUCUGGUUAUAACUCUGCUGUUCAUGGGAUCGCAUUCUCUGCCUUUCAAGUCAUUGUUGUGCCACUUAUUGCUGUCCUCAUCAUAUAAUUUAUAAUUACAUUGA